Messenger RNA from Corylus avellana, 806 nucleotides. The record is from RefSeq and is a predicted model, not a curated record. NCBI's taxonomy places the organism in Eukaryota, Viridiplantae, Streptophyta, Magnoliopsida, Fagales, Betulaceae.
UAACAACCGACACUGUCUAAGUUGUUCUCUGCAAUAUAUUUCAAUGGAUUCAAACACAUCAGGCUUUCUUCUCAACUCUUCAUCUCUUGAGUCAGUUUAUUACCAAGCUAAGGAGCAGGAUGAUGCCUUCAUUGAUCUGGGUCUUAGUCUCAGAACUCUGCCAACCGAAGCUUAUCAUCCUUCCGGACAUCUGGUAAGCCUUGAGGGAUAUGAUGACCCCAUUGAUUGGCCUCAGGCCAACCAGAACUUGAAAAGUUGUGACAGUUUGUAUCAAAGAAUUAUACCAGAAGAUUAUGAUGAAGAGUCGGAGGGAGUCCAAAGCAAAGAGAGGUGGGCUUAUGUGAAGGUUAAUAUGGAUGGGGUGGUUGUUGGCCGGAAAAUCUGCAUUCUUGAUCAUGGUGGUUACUCUAGCCUUGCACUUCAGUUAGAAGACAUGUUUGGUAGACAAUCGGUAUCUGGGUUAAGGUUGUUCCAGGCUGGAUCCGAAUUCUCACUGUUCUAUAUGGAUAGAGAGCAAAAUUGGAGGGCUGUUGGUGAUGUGCCAUGGAAGGAGUUUGUGGAAUGUGUGAAGCGGCUGAGGAUUGCAGGAAAGAAUGCUGCUCUUCUCCCUGGUUCAUGAAAAUUCCCCUAAAUUUUCUUCAUUCCCUCCCUCCCUUCUGCCUCCUCCCCUCUCUCUCUCUCUCUCUCUCUCUCUCUCAUAUGUUUUUGAAGCAUCUCUGAUUCUCUGACCUAGAAGUAAAAUUAAGUUGGCAAUAUUUUGAGAAAUGUGUUUCAAAAUCAUAAUGUCCAUCAUAACUUUUGGGUAA